AUGUUGAAAAACAACGAAAAUGAACGAAAGAUUUUGGAUUUACCGUUCAAUAUGUUUACAACAAGUACAUUAACAAGUCAUGGUGUGUUUCAUAAUGCAAAACGUGAUGGAAUACACGUUAAUGAACUAUUAGCAAAUCUUGAAUCGAAAAAAAUGAUAAAAUCCGGAUAUUAUUUAAAAUCAAAAGGUCGAAAUAUUGAAGGUUUCUUAAGAAGCCUUCCGGAUGUUACCAAUGAAACACAAUUCCUUGAAUUUUCAACUACGUUAGUACAAGAUUAUGGGUAUACGUUGGAAAAAUAUCUACGCACGUAUGAAAGUAAUAAAAAACAUCCAGAAAAUUUAAAAUCAACAUUAACUGAUACAGCUGUCACUGAACUUUUGAAACAAGAAACGUUUAUACCCUUGAUAAAAGAAGAAAUAAGAAGAAUUAAAGAAGCUCGGGCACAGAUAACUGUUACUGUGUCAGGAGAAGUUCAUACAACAAUCGAUGCUGUAUUACAAAGUGGAAUAGUUGUAUUAAAUAGUGGUGUAAAUGAUCAAAGAUUAAUGGACAAUAAUAAUACUGAUGUUCUCGAAGAACAACAUGACUCAUGUGAUUAUGCAACACAAGAAGCGUUGAAAUUGUUAAAGACUGCAAGUGCUACGGUUGAAGAAAUUGUUAGGAUGGAAAUUGACAAUAAUACCGAUUUGUCAAUAAAUGAUCAAGAAGACGAUAUGUUCAACGAUAGGGGUCACAGAAAAAGUAUUACAGAUCUUCUGGAUAUAUGGAAUAACGACUUAGCAUUAAAUUUUGAACAAAAAGUUGACAUGCCACUGUUACAGAUUGAUCUUGAAAAUAUCAGUGAGACGCUUAAUGAU
Molecule: messenger RNA, 858 nt
Organism: Didymodactylos carnosus
Lineage: Eukaryota; Metazoa; Rotifera; Eurotatoria; Philodinida; Philodinidae
Source: the annotation of a GenBank genome assembly